Lobosporangium transversale is the source of this 2044-nucleotide messenger RNA. RefSeq names its product histidine phosphatase superfamily. Bases 32 to 1873 code for a protein of 613 amino acids. The record is from RefSeq and is a predicted model, not a curated record. Gene Ontology annotation, molecular function: inositol phosphate phosphatase activity; acid phosphatase activity. Lineage: Eukaryota; Fungi; Mortierellomycota; Mortierellomycetes; Mortierellales; Mortierellaceae. The transcript has 6 exons.
CACAUCUUGCUAGCCAUAGUCCCGAACGAAAAUGGUGGCACAAAGUUUCCUGCGGCCUCUAUGCACAUGCUUUACUCUCCUUACUCUGUCCUCAUUUUUUGUCUUUGAGCUUUUGUCGGUGUCAAGUUUGGCUUCACGAUCACAUGAAUGGAGAUCUUCUAAAAGGAUAGGAGAGCUCCAUCAUCUUGAAGAUCCCAGCAAUAUGUCUACAUUCUCGGCGUCCAAAUCUACAAACCGCUGGACCAUUCCUCUAACAGGUCCGAAGUCCACAGAGUUUGAGACGGUGAUGCAGAAAAGUGUAGACGGUCAUCCUCAUAUCAACUACGGAGAUGAUUCAUCACUUUCCUUAAAUUGGCUUCGCCGACAUUUGGGCACAAAAUCGCCAUACCCACAUGAAGAUCGACCAAUAGGACCGUUGAAUGAUACUCCUGAAGGUUAUGAACUCACCCAGUUACAUUUGAUAUGUCGACAUGGAACGAGGUACCCAAGCUCAUCCAAUGCAAUUUCAUUCCAAAAAAUGACCGAAAGACUAAGAUUGCUUGAUGUUCCUGGCUUUGAGUGGCUACGGAACUGGCCAAGCGAGACACUGUAUCCUGUCGCCAAAGGGAACCUUUUAUCGCCAAAAGGUGAUUCAGACUUGUAUCGGAUCGGGCGGCGUUUCGCAGUCAGGUACAAGGAAUUCCUUGACCGAUAUCCCUACGAUGCCAAAACAUUUCAAUUCCAGAGUUCCGCCAAGUCGCGAUGCAGCCAAUCAGCAUAUGCCUUUUCUGUCGGCCUUCUUGAGGGACGUCUGGUGAACGACCCAGGAGUGGAGGACUACCCUCCGACUCAACCUAUCGACAUGUUUACCACUCCAAUCGGCCUCGAUAGGGAGCUUGCUGUCAAGUAUGCAUGCCCUAGAUGGCUCAAGAGUGUCAGAUAUGGGCCAAGUGUCUUGCGCGAGGUACAGACCUUUCAAGCAAAAUUUUUACCAAAACUUGCAGAACAGAUGUCGACAUUAUUAACUUCACGGAACGGGUCUAAGCAAAGUAACGUCACGACAAAAGAUGUGAUGACAAUCUAUGACAUGUGCGCGUUCGAAGUAGCGUCUUAUAACAACGACCAAACCUGGUGUCAACUCUUGAGGAAGGCUGUCAAUGUUGAGUCAUCAGCUAGCAAAGCCUAUGGUCCCAAAUUAAGCUUCCUGAAUAUGGAGAUUGUCAAAGAUUUAGAAGAUUACUAUACCUUUGGUCCAGGCAUACCGUUCAAUAGACAUCUAGGCUGCAUCCUCGGGACGACACUUUUCAAUUCGAUUGAGGCAGCUCUAGGUCAGGAAGCGGGCCAUCCUUACAGUGGCAAGCAAGGGGGCGAUAAUGAUGAUGAAAGGUUGGGUCUAUUUCGAGGGGUCUUCAAGUUUGGUCAUUCGGAAACCAUUUUUUUCUUUUCUAGCUUCCUGGGCUUGUACGAUCAAAAGAAGAUCCCUUUGCGAGGAGACAUGACCCCAGAAGAAUAUGCAAAGAGGGAAUUCAGGUCAAGUAAGCUCUCGCAGUUUGCUUCCAACAUGGCGUUUGAGGUGUUUCGACCUAAUGACGGAGAGGUGCGCAGAAAGCGACGCCUUGUUUAUGACAAAGACUCAGUUCAGGCUCAUUUCAUGACAGAGGCAGAGACUCCGAGAGGUUUGAUUCGAUUACUUGUAAAUGAAGAGCCUAUGAUCAUUCCUGGUUGUGGAUCAGGAUACUUUUGCGAGUGGUCGACAUUCAAGAAAAUCCUUCAGCAGGCCGGCUCGGGAUGUGAUUUUGAGGGCUGCUGCACUAGUCUAAACUCUUCAGAUAUCUUGAGCAAGGAUACUUUGGAUGUUCCGUUUUGCCCAUCAGUGGAACCUGUAACUGAAUAAAAUAGUGUCUUUUGAUUAUCCAAAUUACACCAUUCUGCAAAUAUAUUUACCAUAUUUAGCGAAGACCCCUGUACAUGUACAGUACGCGACUUCGAGUUCUACGCGAGAAGGUAUUGGGAGGUGUACCAUUCAUGGUAGUGUGAAUAAUAAUUCAAAUAAAGUAAACAAGGU